Molecule: messenger RNA, 1392 nt
Organism: Gracilinanus agilis (Agile Gracile Mouse Opossum)
Lineage: Eukaryota; Metazoa; Chordata; Mammalia; Didelphimorphia; Didelphidae
Gene: CHST3
Product: carbohydrate sulfotransferase 3
Exons: 2
Coding region: 13-1392 (459 amino acids)
Biological process (GO): carbohydrate metabolic process; N-acetylglucosamine metabolic process
Cellular component (GO): Golgi membrane
Molecular function (GO): chondroitin 6-sulfotransferase activity; N-acetylglucosamine 6-O-sulfotransferase activity
Source: RefSeq, a predicted model, not a curated record
CAAUCGAUCCCCAUGGAAAAAGGACAUUUUUGGCCCCAAGAUACUCGGGAUCUUCUGCAUAGCCUGAGAAUGAGGAGCAAAUAUGCUCUUUUCCUGUUGUUUGUGGUUAUUGUUUUUGUCUUCAUUGAGAAAGAAAACAAAAUCAUAUCAAGGGUCUCCGACAAGCUAAAACAAAUCCCACAAUCCCUACUGGAUGCCAACAGCACCGACCCAGCCCUGAUCCUAUCGGAGAAUGCGUCCCUCCUGUCCCUGAGCGAACUGGAUUCUUCCUUCUCCCAGCUUCAACAGCGGCUCCGGAACAUCACACUGCAGCUGGGAGGAGAGUCCGAGGAGCUGCCCCGGGGCCCCCGGCGGCACGUCCUUCUGAUGGCCACCACCAGGACGGGCUCUUCCUUCGUAGGGGAGUUCUUCAACCAACAAGGCAACAUCUUCUACCUCUUUGAGCCUCUGUGGCAUAUCGAAAGGACGGUGACGUUUGAACCUGGAGGAGCCAACGCGGCGGGCUCGGCCCUGGUCUACCGCGACGUGCUGAAGCAGCUGUUCCUCUGCGACCUCUACAUCCUGGAGCACUUCAUCACGCCGUCUCCCGAGGACCACUUGACUCAGUUCCUGUUCCGCAGAGGCUCCAGCCGCUCGCUCUGUGAGGAGCCCGUCUGCACGCCCUUCGUCAAGAAGGUCUUCGAGAAGUACCAUUGCAAGAACCGCCGCUGCGGACCUCUCAACUUAACGCUGGCCAUGGACACCUGCCGGCGCAAAGAGCACAUGGCCCUCAAAGCCGUGCGCAUCCGCCAGCUGGAGUUCCUGCGGCCCCUGGUUGAAGACCCCCGCCUGGACAUGCGGAUCAUCCAGCUGGUCCGGGACCCCCGCGCUGUGCAGGCGUCCCGCAUGGUGGCCUUCUCCGGCAAGUACGAGACCUGGAAGAAGUGGGUGGCGGAGGGAGAGGCCUCCCUGCGGGAGGAUGAGAUCCAGAGGCUUCGGGGGAACUGCGAGAGCAUCCGCCUCUCCGCCGAGCUGGGCCUGAGCCAGCCCUCCUGGCUCCGGGGCCGCUAUAUGCUGGUCCGCUACGAGGACGUGGCCCGGCUCCCUCUGCAGAAGGCCCGUGAGAUGUACCGCUUUGCGGGGAUCACCCUCACCCCGCAGGUGGAGGCCUGGAUCCGUAAGAACACCCAAGCCCCGCGGGACAGCAGCGGCAUCUACUCUACCCAGAAGAACUCCUCGGAGCAGUUUGACAAAUGGCGCCUCAGCAUCCCCUUCAAGCUGGCCCAGGUGGUCCAGAGGGCCUGUGGCCCUGCCAUGCAGCUCUUUGGCUACAAGCUGGCCCCGGACCCAGCCACCCUCAUGAAUCGCUCCAUCAGUCUGCUGGAAGACCGGGGCAUCUUCUGGGUGACGUAA